CACGUCUCGAGCAUCCCUCGCUGCGGAUAGCUUGUCCCCUUCAAGACUCUACUAAUAAUGGCCAGGCUAAUACGUGCGGUGAUUUUGCUGCUUGCCUUAGUAGCCGCAAACUCAACUAAGCAAAGCAAAAAGAAACCUCCUAAACCGCGUGACAGCAACAAAUCCCUUUUAGACCUACUACAAAAGGCAGAACGCGAGGAGCCUGAUACAGAGGGAAAAAGUGGACGCGUUGUCCUGGAGCAGACCCCUCAUUUUAAGACUGUCACUGAGGAAGUCAAGUGGAAGCUCAACAAAGCCCGCCGUAAGCUCAGAAUCGCCAAGGGCUACGUCUUAUUGGCUCAGAAAGCAGCCAAAGAGAAAAAGAAGGGCACGUCAGAGGAAGCAGAAGUGAAAGACAUUAUACAUAAAGCGGAGGUGGAGGUGGUACACGCGGGAGAGGGAAUGGGGCUAGACUAUGUGCAUUUCAAGCGGGAUGUAGAGUAAAACACGAGCUUUAGUGGAGGGUCAAUGCGCAUGCACAUCGGGAGACACCGCUGGCAAGAUUUUGACUUGUCAACCACCAAGAGUAUGUACAUCACGCACAACCUUGAAUUGAGUGCUUAAAUUUUUCCAUAGAAAUUGUGAAAAUGAUAAUUCAGAAGACAUGCAGUGUGUAUUUGUAAAAAGGCGUUUUUUCGAUAAAAGUCAAAUAAAUAAAACUGAAUUUUAGUGUU
Molecule: messenger RNA, 713 nt
Organism: Nematostella vectensis (starlet sea anemone)
Lineage: Eukaryota; Metazoa; Cnidaria; Anthozoa; Actiniaria; Edwardsiidae
Exons: 2
Coding region: 58-483 (141 amino acids)
Source: RefSeq, a predicted model, not a curated record